AUCAACCUCACCCAGGAGAUGCGGGCUUCCGUCAGUUCGUCGACGCUGAUCACGCUAGACUGGCUUUGCGCAUGGCGGAGCUGGCGAUGGAUCAGCAACCAGCGACGGCACCAUGCAGUGAUCCGCAGCAGUCGUUUCAGCGAAGAGUAGCGAAGCAGCAAUUCCGAUUCGGGCUUCAGCUCGGCAACGGCGGCGACGUGAGCACGGACUCGUCUCUCUGGGAGGUCCUCUGCUGACAUCUCCUCGCUGUUGGUCGUCCAAGGACUGCUCUCCGCUGCUAGCCAUACGGGACCUUGCCACCAGAGCGGGUGGUCAACCAGCUCGCUAGAAUAGAGCCCCCGGGAAACACAGUCCGCUGGGUUUUUCCGACCUGGUACGUGAUGCCAGUGGGUCCAGGAUCAGUGUUUGUAUUUUGCUGACCCGGUUGGCCACAUAGAUGGCCCACGUCGAGGGAUGCCCACGGAUCCAGCCGAGCGUGACGGUGAAAUUAGACCACAUAUGAAGAGGUGUCUUGUCUGCUCCAAUGAUCGGUACGGUGUGGGCGGCUAGACAAGCCAGAAGAGUGGCGGCAGACAGCUCCAGCCGAGGUAUAGCACAGCUGAGUAGGCACGCUCUGAGGCAUCGGCGAACGUGGAUCUUUCGCUGUGAGUCAGCCAAGCUUCCUAGCCAUCGAGGUACGAGCAAGUUUUCCAGAGCAGGCAGCUCGCUCUGGAAUUGUAGCCAUCUCCUCUCUUCGUCGAUUGGCAGCGGAGCGUCCCAAUCGAGGCCUAGCAACCAGGUGGACUGGAUGAAGAUCUUAGCUAGUACUGUUGUUGGGGACAGCCAGCCGAGAGGGUCUAACAUCUUUGCUGUCAGUGAAAGUACCGACCUUUUGGUGAUGGUCGAUAGAUUGAUCCGUUUGGUGGCGAAGGCGAAGCGAUCGUUCCGGGGUAGCCAGCGUAACCCAAGAGUGGAGUGACUCUCGCCGGGC
Nylanderia fulva is the source of this 970-nucleotide messenger RNA. RefSeq lists its product as uncharacterized. NCBI's taxonomy places the organism in Eukaryota, Metazoa, Arthropoda, Insecta, Hymenoptera, Formicidae. The record is from RefSeq and is a predicted model, not a curated record.